CCACACAAUAUAUCACCUUAGAAUCAACAAUGAACCUGUCGCAUGUCGCGGUUAGGCUACCAUCGGGUACCACUUCUGACUACGCGUUCUGCGCUCGCGAGUUACUUAAGUCAGUUCACAAUUACGCGUUGCUAUGGCAACACCAUCAACGGCGCACCUCUUCUGUUUUUCGAUCGUCGAUUGUUUCGCGUUCGCGUGUGCCGCACUCUAGAUCGUGAGGUGCGUAUAAGCGUGCGUGUCGCGUCAACGUACCGCGUGCGUGAGGUGUCUUAGUUGUUUUUGGUUUGAGCCGGAAGGAUAUUGAACAGUUUUUUUGGAAAUGAAGCGCGGCUGUUAAACUCGUGCGGAGGGUGUUGUUCGGAUUUUUUGUGGGGUUGUGAUCUUGAAGUUGAAGUUAAGAUACAGUCAAGUGCAAAAUCGAAUAUGUUGCACAUAUCCUCAACUUUCGAAAAUUCGCUAAGACGCGACGUGACCUCAAGUCCGGUCAGCAAGAAACAUACCUCUUGCAAAGGCACAGCUCACGGAACUGGAAACUAUGCUCCGAAACCAGAUAAAGAAUGUGACCUCGUCCAUAGUCCUUUCCAAAGGACUGACUCGAAACGAUGGUCAAAAAGAAAUAAGAAAAGUGGUGAAAACGAAAACGAAGAACCGUUCCAAAGAACCUCUUCAGGCAGAUGGUCUGGCAGAAGCGCUAAGGGUAAACCAGAUAGUAAAACAGCAAGUGUUAGCUCCGAGUUUAGCGAGUCAGACUCUUUAGAUUCUGUUGGGGAUAAGACCAAGAGCUCUGACACUAUAGAUGAUGGACUGAAGAAACUAGAUGAUGUUUCUAGUAGAUUGUUUAAGAACGUAACGAAAUCUUCUAUAGCAAAAACUGCCAAGAUGAGGCAUCUAGAUAUCUUCGACGUAGAUGAUAAUACUUGGAUGGGUGGUCUGAGAAAAAGUACAGCUGUAGAAGAUUUGAGCAAGCAGAAACCUCCAGCAGACCUAGAGAGCCCAUUUUGCAGGUCCCGAAAUAAUUCCUAUAGAAGAAAAUCGACUGAUUCAAACACUACGGAGAAUGGUAAUUCGAAGCCUCCAAGUGGACAUCAAGAAAACGGUUUUGCACGAAGCAAAAAUGGGUCAGUUAAAAAGAAAAAUGAGUUGGUGAAUGGGUUUGGGGCGAGGAAUAGCUUCAAAAGGACAAGUUUUAAUAAGAAGCUGACGAAAAUCAAGGCGAUUCCUUACGAUGAAAUUUUGUUCAUGAGUAACAUCAGGAAGACGGCUGGGUUUUUUAGUAUCGCUGACAAGAAUAAUUGUUUCAAGGAUUUCGGGGAAUUGGUGGACAAGAAGGAAAAUGGAGAGGCGAAAUCAGAGGAACAUUUGGCGAACGAAAAACUAUGGUUAGAGUCGGAAAAACUAUGGCUAAUGCACAGAGGUGGAUUCACGGCAGCGUACAAGGAAACAGAAAACAGUCAGGAACCUGGAAAAUUGAAGAUACGAUUAGAAACUACAGGAGACGUAUUAAGCGUCGACGAAGAUGAUAUUGAAAAGGCAAAUCCACCUCAAUUCGAUAGAGCCGAAGACCUCGCUUCACUCCGACAUCUUAAUGAAUCGAGUAUCCUGCACACGUUACGUCAGCGUUACGCGUCGAACCUCAUUCAUACCUACGCUGGAUCCGGCACCCUGUUGGUCAUAAAUCCGAUGGCGCCACUGGCCAUAUACUCGGAAAAGGUGGUGUCUCUUUUCAAAGGCUGCAAGUCAGAAGACAUGCCACCCCACAUCUACUCGAUGGCCCAAGCGUCCUAUCACAGCAUGGUAUCAACGAGAAGAGACCAAAGUUUAGUGUUUAUUGGCAGAUCUGGGUCCGGUAAAACGACGAAUUUCAGGCACUGCGUCCAGUAUUUGGUUACAGCUGCUGGGGCUAACAACAAGGUGCUAACACCGGAGAAGUUGACUGCUCUUUGGUUUCUUUUGGAAAGUUUUGGUAAUUGCAAGACUGUGAUGAACACAAACGGUACACGGUUUACUCAGAUCUUUAGCUUGGAUUUCGAUCAAGCUGGAGUCAUUGCCUCGGCGAGUUUGCAAAUAUUUAUGUUGGAAAAGACGAGAGCUGUUAGAAAAAUCGAUGGGGAAACUACGUUUCAUAUGAUGUACAGAAUGCUAUGCGGUGUGGAAGGCCAUCUGCGGAAGGAACUCUUCUUGGAUAACCUGUCAGGCAACGAGAACAACCAAUUUAUGACUUAUCUUCAAAAACACGAAGACAAGCAAAGAGCUCAAAUGGAAUUCGCAAAGGUCUGCACUUCAAUGAACGUUUUAGGCAUCAGCGAGAGUGAGCAAAAAGUGAUAUUUUCCGUUCUGGCCGCCAUUUUUCAUCUUGGCUGCGCUGGAGUUGCUAAAGUACCAUCGUCAGGACCCGCUGGCAACCGCCCAGCCCAAUUCGCCAGUCCGGCAGCCGCCCAACGCGCGGCCCAUCUUCUAGGCACCACCGCCGAAGAAUUGGCACGUUCCGUGUUUUCUGCGGGUCCCAGAACGCCGCCAUCGCCCACCCCAGGAACCGAUCACCAUCACUAUUCGCACAGAAAUGGGGCGGGGGCUACACUAGACGCCGCCCCCGAUGCGCUAGAGGCUUUUGCUGCCGCCCUGUAUGCAGAGCUGGUUAAUUGCGUGGCGCAUCUCAUUAACAGGUCUCUAGCAUCCCCCACAUACACAGUAUCUUCAAUCCUCCUAGUGGACACCCCAGGCUUCCAAAACCCAGCGACCUGCGGUCGACAAGUGGGCGCUUCCUUCGAGGAUCUGUGUCACAACUAUCUGCAGGAACGCCUACAAUUGUUGUUCCACCACACCAACCUGGUCGCACCAAGAGAUAGGUACUUGCAGGAGAACAUCGAUAUUGUUUAUGACGAGAACGAAACCGAGACUUUGAUCAACCCGACGCCUCUGGUUAACUUGUUGGAUAAGCAGGCGCAGAAUACCGUCAUUAGGACGUCGCAGAUGGACCUACACGAAGCCGACAGAAGAGGCCUUCUAUGGCUCCUAGACGAGGAGGCAAUCUACCCCGGCUCGUCAGACGAGUCCUUCAUCGAAAGACUGUUUACGCAUUACGGCGACAGGGACCACCAAUUGCUCAUCAGGAAAGCACCAGGCAACAACCAGUUCAUAAUUCAACACCUGCAAGGGACCAAUCCGGUACUCUACUGUGCCAAAGGCUGGUUGAAGUAUAGCAGAGAGAACCCUGUUAGUAGAACGGCUAUUGCUAUCCUUCAAGAGAGCUCAAAAGAGGAAAUAAGCAACCUGUUUGUAUCAGUACGUGGUUUAGGAGCCUCAAGCUUUAGUGGUUCUUUAGUUGGAAUAGAAGGUUCUCAAUCUUUGAGGAGAGCUAGCAGUAUCAGAAGAACAUUCACGGCAGGCACUGCAGCUAUGAAAAGGAAGAGCAUAUGCUUACAGGUCAAAUUUACGAUAGAUGGUCUCAUAGAAACUCUCAGAAGAACGAAGCUCAGGUUCGUCCAGUGCCUUCUACCUCAACAUAACGCUGGUCUGUGCGAAGCGAAUGCUCCCCUCAUUGCCGCAAAAACAUCUUCAGGACAACAUGAGGACAAUUUGAUCAACGUGCCUCUCCUCAGAUCGCAGAUAAGGGGAGCUCAAAUCCUGGACGCAGUCAGACUGUACAAGCAAGGAUUCCCUAACUUCAUGCCGCUUGGUGAGUUCAGGAGAAGAUUCCAUUUGCUGGCAGGUGAUUACAAAGUUACCAGUCCUGUUCUGGACGAGAGGAAAGCAGUCGAAGAUAUGCUGCUCGCGCUGGAUUUGGAGCCGUCGAGCUACAGGGUCGGACUCAGUCAGGUGAGUUACGAAAUAAUAGUAUAA
Molecule: messenger RNA, 3840 nt
Organism: Acanthoscelides obtectus
Lineage: Eukaryota; Metazoa; Arthropoda; Insecta; Coleoptera; Chrysomelidae
Source: the annotation of a GenBank genome assembly